UGUUCACGUGUGUUAUGUUUGCUGUGCAGGUUUGAUACUGAAGGCCAGGUGAUGGAAGGAACAUCUAUUUCUGAUAUGAAGGGUGGUUCCACAGGGGGGAACACGAACUGGAAAGUACUACUUGAAGUUAAAAAUGAAAAUUUGGGUCACGGAGAUAAGCCUGAUUAUUACACGACUGUUGGUACCAUUGUGUACCUAAGGAAGGAAAACUGCAUGUACCAGGCGUGUCCCACCGCAGACUGCAAUAAGAAGGUUGUGGAUCAACAGAAUGGCCUUUAUAGAUGUGAGAAAUGUGAUCGUGAGUUCCCCAACUUCAAAUAUCGAAUGAUCUUGUCAGUAAAUCUGGCAGACUUUGGAGAAAAUCAGUGGGUAACGUGUUUCCAAGAGACAAGCGAGGCAAUCCUUGGGCAGAAUGCCAAUUAUCUUGGAGAACUGAAGGACUCGAAUGAACAAGCCUUUGAAGAAGUUUUCCAGAAUGCAAACUUCCGGUCUUUCACCUGCAGAAUCCGUGUCAAACUUGAAACAUACAAUGUAAGUGACUUAAUCUGGAAUCAUAUUGACUAGAUUUUGCUUCACUGGUCAGCGCAGUUAGUAAUUUUUAGAAAAAGUAGUGCAAAAGGAGCCCUGUGAUGCUUAAGUGUGAUGUUUUAACAAGGAGUGACUGAACUGAAUCAAAUCCAGAUUGUAUUUCUGUUCAACACCUGGUGCCACAAUUAUAGAGGGUAAAUACUCACUUCCUUUGCUAGUUCCUUUUAAAGUCUAACGUACAUCGACUUCCCAAAUUCCUUCAGUAUUUCUGUUGCUGAGAUCUUCUUUGUAGCUCCUGAAACAAGCUAGAAGUAUAUCCAGGAUUUUAAUUGCAUUAAUUCCAACUUGUUUAUUCUGAUAUAGUGCCUUCCUAUUGUUCUAUGAAGAUUAUUUCCAAAAAUGAUGCUCUGUGCUACUAUAGGGGAAGAAUCCUAGAAGUGAAAGGUUAUCAAAUGCCCUCUCUGCUUGACCUUCACUGCCAAUCCUUAUAAUUGAGGAUUACUCUGAGAGGUUGUAUCAUUAUUCAUACCUGAAAAACCUUGUCCCCUUUUAGCAAAAGCAUUAGAAGCAAGUGGAGACUGCAUUACUGCUUUAGUUUGUUCCUGUGUUCAAGUAUGAGUUAUUUGAUUCUCAGCCUCAUUCUCUUAGUGUGAACAUGCUCUAAAUGACAUCCAUCAGUCUCUGAAGUUUGAAUUCCCAGAGCUCACAAAUCUCUGUGGAUAGUGGGGGGGAUUGCGAGGAAGGAAAGGGGCUGGAUUUGAUAUUGUUUUCUUGUUGUGUUCCGUUGUUCUGCCACAUAUUGUGGGCAUGCAAUGUUGAUGCUAGGAUUUGUGGUCCCCCCAACACAUCCUUGGAUGUUUUGGUUCUUAACACAAAUGAUGCAUUUCACUGUUGCCACGUGAAUAAAUCUGAAAAUGAAAAACUCACCUAGUCCUAAAUGGAUGGUAUUUUACCCUUAGUACGGCCCUUAUUCUCCAGCCAGAAGAAAUCAAAUCCCAGCACUUUCUCUGUCCAGCCCUAGGAAUCUUGAGCAUUCCAUUCUUCUAAACACAUUACUAUCCCCCACCCCCACCC
Messenger RNA from Hypanus sabinus (Atlantic stingray), 1602 nucleotides. RefSeq names its product replication protein A 70 kDa DNA-binding subunit-like. The transcript is spliced from 4 exons. NCBI's taxonomy places the organism in Eukaryota, Metazoa, Chordata, Chondrichthyes, Myliobatiformes, Dasyatidae. The record is from RefSeq and is a predicted model, not a curated record. Bases 52 to 564 code for a protein of 170 amino acids.